GGUUACUAUUAGUUCACAUAAUUACGCAACAAACAGUGCAAAGAAUUGAUUGAAAAAAAUAAAUUAGGUUCAUGAAAUAGUCCGCGAUACAUUUUUCUGGCAGUCGUACGCUCAAUUUAGUCCAUGACUGUACAUCUUUGGUUUCAUUUUUUCUUUUCGGUUUUCGUUUAUUUCUCUUCCUAUUCCUCUCCGCUGUUAGUUUACUCGCAUAAAAUGGCAAGAGCCACGAGCCUAUGAAAAAACAAAACCAAACUACAAAUCACAUAGAUGCACGCGUGAAAAUAUAUUACCAUAAAAUCAUAUGCGAGCGUAUACGCGAAUAAAAAUAAUAAAUACAACAACAAUAGCAGCAAAUGAAAAAAAUCAAAUCAAAUAAAAUGAAAUAGAAGCAACAGUAAAGUAGUUAUACAAAUCAAAGAGAUAGAAAGAGUGAAGAGUACCGAAUAAUCGGGCCCGAAGAGCGGUGCGCACAGCUGAACGGCCCGUGUAUGUAUGGGUGCAAAUGUGUAUUGAAAACAGCCGUUUGUGAACGGCGUUUGUAUUUCGUUUCUUCUUCUCUCUCUCUUCAAACAGAGGUAUUUUGCAUUAGGACAGUGCUGUUUUGGAUCGGCUUGAGUGUGAUGCGAUGCGAUAUAUUUUGAAUGUAUGCGUGUGUCUUUCUGGCUGCGAGUGUGUAUAUUAUGUGUGUGAGUGAGGCAAUCUUUAUGUACAACAUUUUGGGACUACACGAGUUACUUUUGACAGAACUGUUGAAGCAGUCGUUUUUGUUGUACAUUUCAUAUACCGUGUAUACCUAAAUAAAAUAGUCACUACAACAAAUUCAGCCUGUGAAAUAAGAAUACACGAAUAACAACAGCGGCACAGAGAGUGAGAGCAACAGCAGAAGAAGAAGAAAUGAAGAAUUAAUUAUUAUUAUUUUUCGAAAGAAAAAAAAUACAUUUUAUUGCCUAGAAAUUCGUUGACAACGUUGCCGAGUGUUGUGUUUGAUUUUUGGGUAAAUUUCACUUGAGUAAAUGUUCAAGACUUACGCGAGCCAGGACAAAUUCAAUCAAUCGAUUUCAUUAAGUGAAACCAACUAAUUCAUUGAAGUUCUCUUUCUCUUUCGCCGAAUCACUUUUUAUCGGUUAAUUUUAUCUAUUUUGCCAAAAAAAAAAUGAUGUAUAAAUAAAAUAAACUAAACUCACCGAGUUCGCGGCGUUUGUUCAUUUAUCUACGGAGUCAAAGCCAUCAUAAAUAAAACCGAAGAACGAAAAUAUUAUUAUCGAUAAAAUUGAAAAUCGACUUUCCGAUCGUUUCAGCUUUGGUGCGACAACAACUGGUUGAAUGUAAAUGAAGCAGCAGCCAUAAAAAAAAUUUAUAAGUCAAAGUUAAAUAUUAUUGUAAAUACUAUUAAAAAUAAACGACCGGUGAAAAACAAGAAUUAUUCGAAAAUUUUGACGACAACAACAACAACACCGACACUUAAAGUGAGUGUGUGAAACAGAGAAAGAGAGAGAGAGAGACAAGCCGAAAAAAAAGAAAAAAAAAGACGAACGGGGACGGAACAAAAUGCUGAUCGCGUGCAAGUGCCUAAAUAUUACGCUUAAGUCGACGGCCAAUAAUUUGCCCGUCGCAAUGCCAGUAGCAGCAUCGAUAUCCAAUUACGAUGAUAUCGCAUAUAAAACGAAUACACCGAAUGCAAAUCAAGCCCAUACGGUUUCAUCAUCAUUAACUGCAACAACACCACCAUCGUCAGCGGUCAAUCGACGCGAUAAUUUAGAGGACAAUCACAACAACGCUGAAGAACAACAACCACCGUACAUUCAAUGUUCCACGGCCGAAAAUCUCGAUAGCAACCAAUUGCAAUUUUUCCGCACGGCCAAACUAUCAACCGCAUCUCUGAUUGCACCAGCGAUUCAACAUACGAAUUUGAUCGGCGUGACGCUGAUUGAAAAUUGGAAUUUGCACACCUGCCGUCACUGUAAAACUAUUACUCAUGCCCAGACCAAUGAUUCGGCAAAAACACUGAUCAAUCCAUCGUUAUGGACCAACCAAGAGAAAAUCAACAUAAUUAAAACGCAGAAAAACUUCUCUAAGUCAUUUAAUAUUUUGCUGAGCCCAAUUACCACCGACAUUGACAGCAGCAUGAUUGAUGCAACGAGCAACGCUAAAACCUUACAAAAUGGUAACGAUCGAGCCAAACAACUCAGACAAUAUCUCAAUAAUGUUAUUCAAUCGGAAACGGAAGACACCGAAACGCGCAUCCAACGAUUUAGCACGCAACAAAUGUCCGCACUUAAAGCAUUUCGUCAAAAGGCCGAACAAGAUUAUCGAGACAUUUUACGGGCAAUUGAGGACGAUGUGUCAAUUAAAGGCAUCAACGAGUCGAGCAACGAUGCAACGUUGAUGAGUAAUUUAAGUGCAAAUUCAAAAUUACUAUCCGAUUUGACACCGCCAGUUACACCGGAUAGCACCCCCAUGAGCAUCGGCAACAGUCCAAACUUCAAACAACAGCCCCAAUCGUUUAUGUUACUCAAUCAAAGUUUAGUCACCAAAAAACACGCAACGAAAAUCAAACAUUCCACACCAGACAAAGUGUCGCAACGGAACUCAAACAUUGACGACGAUAUUUUCUUUGAUAUGGACGGUUUGGAUACGCGCGACAGUAAUAUGCCAGAAGUGACGCAAUCGGAUGAUGAAGAUGUCGAUGAUGAAGACUUUGAAGAUUCAUAUGUUGGCCGAAAUGGUGGAAUCAAAAUCACACCAACCAUUCGUAAAAGUGGCUCAAAGAUGUUCGUUGCCCAAAGUCUUCCGAUGGCUGUGCCGAUCUUCAAUCAACGCAACGAAGACGAUUAUGAAGAGUACCCAGAUCGACAAAAUAACGUUGACAUCGCAGCGAGUAUAAAGGCGUUAGCUCAGAGUGUGCAUGGUGAGGCGAUUUUCGGUGAUUUGCCCAAGCCUCGAUUCAGUACACAAAUCUAGUGCUUCAACAAUCAACAAAUACAAUUGUCAUUUUUUUUUAACAAAUUCUUUUUUCUAAUCGAUAUAAAAACAAAACAAAAUACAAACAAUUUUUUUUCUAGAUAAAUAAGAUGAGAAAAAAACGUUCAUUCUAAAAACAAAACCCCAUUUUUUCACAUAUAUUCUCACGAAAACAUAUAAAUGUAAUGAAUGUUGAAGUAAACGAAAACAAAUUCGCUGGUUGUUCGAUAUAGAGAUUCCUAUUUUAUCAUAUGGAUCAUACAAUUUACCUAUAAAAUGCUAUACCUAACGAGAUAAACGAGAGCGGCCGGACUCAAGUGGCUCUCGAUUCGUCGCAAUGAUGCAAUAGAAUCGAAGAGAAAAACAGUUUUUUCACCCCAAAUUUAUGUUCAUUGUAGACGACAAAGAAAAUGAAAAAAAAUGUCGAUAGGCAGGAGCUUGAGUUGAAUGUAUUUUUUUUUUAAAUAAAGAGUAUAUUUUGUUAAGAAUAGUCGCUAAAAAUGACAGACAUGAAUUCAAAUGAAAGAAACAUGAAAAGAGCGAAACAAAAUGUUAUGUAGCGACAGAAACAAGUUCAAAAAUAAAUAAAAACGACGUUUGCCAUGUUAAAAAGUACACACACGACGAAACAAAAACAAAAACAGAGUUCAAUUGAAUCAAACAAAUAUUUUGUAUAGAAAUGAAAAAGAAAUAGAAAAUGUCCAAGAAAUGAAAUCAUUGAA
Sitodiplosis mosellana (orange wheat blossom midge) is the source of this 3683-nucleotide messenger RNA. RefSeq lists its product as uncharacterized. The record is from RefSeq and is a predicted model, not a curated record. Lineage: Eukaryota; Metazoa; Arthropoda; Insecta; Diptera; Cecidomyiidae. The transcript has 8 exons. Gene Ontology annotation, cellular component: cytoplasm. Gene Ontology annotation, biological process: neurotrophin TRK receptor signaling pathway; negative regulation of TOR signaling; negative regulation of protein kinase activity. Bases 1549 to 2961 code for a protein of 470 amino acids.